CAGUUCAGGUUGUUCUGCUGCCGGUCUAUCGGUGGAAACUCUGCAGUUUUGGUUCUGAGCAGCAGGAUGUCAGAGAUUUUUCCCGGGUCCCGUCUGACCUUCCUGCUCAUCUGGCUCCUGGUCCUUCAGUCCACAGCUUUCCCUCAGCCUCGUCUUCCUCUCAGAAAUCCUGAAAAUCCGCAGGAAGCGAAGCGGGACGACUGGGAUCUUCUGUUCCCGUCCAUCUCCCUCCAUGACUGGAACAUCCAGAUGCUGUCGGCACCAGCGGACAGCAAGGCCGGUCUGAUGGGGGACGCCUGGCUGUUCGCACCGGAGCGUCCGGAGGCCAGCGUCUGGCCGGCGCAGUGGGCGUCAGAAGGGAUGGUGAAGAGGAACAUGGUGGUGGCGGACGACGCCGCCUUCAGGGAGAAGAGCAAACUCCUCACCUCCAUGGAGAGACAGAAGUGGCUCAACUCCUACAUGCAAAAGCUGCUGGUGGUGAACUCCUGAUGUCACCUGGGGCCACACCUGGGGCCGUUUGUUGAGUGUUGUAGACGGUGCUUGUUGGUGUGGAGGAGGAGAUGACGCCAAUAAAGACUGCAAAUGUUCUGAUGAAA
Xiphophorus maculatus (southern platyfish) is the source of this 596-nucleotide messenger RNA. It is a transcript of the gene pth2, whose product is annotated as parathyroid hormone 2. NCBI's taxonomy places the organism in Eukaryota, Metazoa, Chordata, Actinopteri, Cyprinodontiformes, Poeciliidae. Gene Ontology annotation, cellular component: extracellular region. The transcript has 4 exons. The record is from RefSeq and is a predicted model, not a curated record. The coding region runs from base 67 to 489 and encodes 140 amino acids. Gene Ontology annotation, biological process: neuropeptide signaling pathway.